CAUUCUGCGGAAACAAUAACAUUCUCUAUGGGUCUUUGGCUGAGGGGUAGAUACGGUGAUCACUAACUCUAGGUAAAAGUUUUCUGCAAGAAAUUCCACUAGGACUUUUUAAAUGUUUUAAGAAUUGCUCAGUGACAGGUAUCCAUCCCUUCUGCUGUUCCAAGCUCUGACAUGACUGGCAGAGCUUGCAAGCUAAUCAGGAAUGGACCCCAUUUUUUCCUAAACUGUCUUGCUUCCUCAUUUCUAUUCUCCAUACUAACUCCUUUUCCCUUCGCUUCUCCUUCCAGAAAAAACCUACCUGCAUCUCCUAGGGUUUCCCACCAACUGCGCCCAGCCUCACAUCCUUUCGCACAUGGACCAUGCACACUUCAAAGUGUGUAUCAAACUGAUGUGCAUGUAUUACCCAUGCAUCAAACUGGACCUUCAGCAGCAGGGGGAAUGGGGGAAGAGCGUGCAGGAUGCCCUUGUCUAAUGAGGCAAGGAGAACAUCCUCUAAUGAGUGUUUCCCGGUGCUGGCCCUGGAGCAAUAGAGUGGACAUUUCCUGUUCAGGGUUCAUUGCUAAUACCUACCUGACCACACUGGAGCCAACCAAUAUGGGUCUAAACACCCCUGGGUUUAGCCCGGUUUCUGGAGCAGUGUUUGAAGCCCAGUUUCCUGCCAGGAUCAGCCAUGACCAUGAACAAUACUAACUGAUAUAAUCAGAAUCAUCAAUUGGUAAUGAACAGCUUAUUUAAUAGAGAAGAACAAAUCACAAUUAAAUGGUUCCUACAAAAAGGCCACCAGAACACUCCUCUAUAGGACUAAGGGUUCUUUUUAGUUUUAUCAUCAAACAUAAAAAAAAUAAAAAGUACCAAGCCAAUUAACUAUGAGAAAGGAGAAUGAAUUAGAAAGAAUUUUAACACUGCUGACUGUAUUCUGACUGUAUUACUUUUACAAACUGCCCCAAAGGAUUAAGAUGUCCUUAAUAGUCAAGUUUCCUCUUCUGUACAGCACAGACAACUGGAAUUAAUGACUUAAUUUCUAGGUAAUUUUAAGGUUUUAAUUCCUUCAUAACAAAAAGAUGGUCAAUCUGUGCUAAACUGGUAUUUCAGCCAACAUGACCUUCAUCACAAUCCUUAUGAAGAGAGCAAUAACUGAAAUGGCAGUUUAUGUGUGCAUUAAACUCACCAUCACAAUGAAUCAGUGCUGGAUUUGGGAAUAGAACUCAGCAGUCGCUAUUGCUGCUUAACCACCAAACAUCACCACUUAUCACCAUGAAUUUAAUUAUGAGGUCUUUUUUUAAUGUUUUGAUUAAUUUUUUUAAAUUAGAUUUUUUAAUGCUCUGCCAUUAUAAGUGCUAUUCUAAGCUGGUGUUUUCCAUGGCCUGCUGAAGAGAGCUUCUAAAAAUAUCUAUUAGUAUUAACUUAAUUUUAGACAAGUAGAUUAUCCAUUUUUUUUCACAAAUAAUUAAAAGAAUAUGGUCAACGGAAUGAGAAGAGAAACUAGCAAGAGACACAGGAGAUACCGCAACUUGACAACAGAAUGACUCCCCCAUAUUACCACAAAUUGAAAAAAAGGAACUUAUAUUAGUUUAAUUCUUCUAACCUAAUCAAAGACAAAGAGGCAAUGGAAUCAAGGGAAUGCCAUAUUACAUUAAAAACAUUUUUGCCCUGUGCCACACCAUACACAGGGCAAAUAUUUGUUUUAAAUGUGCUGCGAUACUUAACGUGAAACAGUGCUAUCCAGACAGAAGAUGGAAGCUGUACCCACCCUUGUGUCACAAAACUAUCCUUUCUGCACUCAAGUCUAAACACAAAUGGUAAGAUAAUGGCAGGAUACAUGAUCUCUGUGUUGAGUGCUCAUUUAUCCCAUCCCUCAGUUUGACACAUAUAAAGAGGGUUUGCUUGAACACUAAAUAAGAUGAAAACCAGAUAACUGAUAUUUUCCAGAAAGUAUUUUAACUCCUUUCCAUGGUACCAAAAAGUGCAUAUUCCCUGACAGUUAUUUCAUAUAAAACAUCAACUGAAAUGGAUUGAACAUUAGGAUGUAUUUGAUACACUGCACAUAUUUGAGCAGUUCACUAGGGUUUCAUAGAUAUUUUACUUAAUAUCCAUGACUUUGUUGAGUACACCAUGUAAUAUAAAUGAUACAGGGAAACGGUUUUUAUUCUGCAACUUCCUGCUCUUCAAAGAAUGGUGAUUUCACAUUUAUCAGGACUCUUCUUUAACAUUGUGUCCUCACUUAAAUUGAUAUAUUUCUUCAGUAAUCAUAAAUGAACGUACAAUUUCUCCUUUUGGAUAGUACUAUGCUUUAAAUUAGUGUUGCAUAAAUACCGUUACCUUUU
Gopherus flavomarginatus (Mexican gopher tortoise) is the source of this 2324-nucleotide messenger RNA. RefSeq lists its product as uncharacterized. The coding region runs from base 172 to 690 and encodes 172 amino acids. The transcript is spliced from 4 exons. The record is from RefSeq and is a predicted model, not a curated record. Lineage: Eukaryota; Metazoa; Chordata; Testudines; Testudinidae.